AUGACAGCAUAUUUCUUCAUAGUAGCACAACAUUCUGGUAAGGUUCUCGACGUUUACCAGGGCUCUACCGAAGCAUCCGCAAAGAUCAUCCAAUACACAAAGAAAUCUACUGACUUUGAUAACCAGCUCUGGUCUUUCGAUAAUGAUGGAUACAUCUAUAACAAGAAAUCCGGUCUCGUACUCGAUGUCACUGGAAGCAACAUCCAGGAUUCGACACCAAUCAUUCAAUAUCAAAAGCAUCCCGAUCAACCUGGUAAUCAGCAGUGGGUCUACAGUGAUACGGAUAAUACCAUCAGCUUGAAAUCUAAUUCAAAUUAUGUCCUUGACGUUACAGGAUCAAGCCAAGAUGAUGGAACUCCGAUCAUCUUAUACCAUAAAACAGGAAACCCUAACCAACGAUUCACUUUGCAUUAUUAUGCAACGAUUUAA
Molecule: messenger RNA, 429 nt
Organism: Ambispora leptoticha
Lineage: Eukaryota; Fungi; Glomeromycota; Glomeromycetes; Archaeosporales; Ambisporaceae
Source: the annotation of a GenBank genome assembly